AUGGAUGCGCUUUUCGACGAAGUAGAGUCUCUGGAGGCGAUUUUGAUGGAGGAUGUAACAAUACAACGAGAUGGAGAAGGUGUUCCAAAAUUGAUUGAAACAACUGUUUUUCCUGUGGUUGGUGAGGAUUCUGAUCAGCAAUAUGUCUGUGUAACAUUGCAAGUCCUGCCGACACCUGGCUAUCCUGAUGUUAGUCCCGAAUACAAGUUAGUCCGGCCACGAGGUUUGGACGAUUUGCGUUUGGUUGAAAUAAAAGCUGCCAUAGAAAGUAAACUUAAAGAAUCCGUUGGAUUUCCUGUAGUAUUCGAUUUGAUUGAAUUGGUGAGGGAGCAUUUAACUGGAAGUAAUCUACCAAGCGGUCAGUGUGUCAUUUGUCUCUAUGGAUUUAGUGACGGCGAUGAGUUUACACGGACUGAGUGCUUCCACUAUUUGCAUAGCUAUUGCUUGGGUCGGCAUUUGAAUGCUUUGCGACGAAACUAUCAAGAGGAAUAUAACAAGCUUCCUGCUUGGCAGCAAAAAACAGCGAAACCCUUCCAAGCUCAUUGUCCUGUAUGCCGGGAAAACAUUACGGAUGAGAGUGAUAGUCUCAGGUGUGCUAUGCCUCCUGCUGAAUUAGAAAAUGCUCCUGAUUUCGAACCGUCCCCAGAAUUAAGGGAACUCCAACAACGAAUGUCUUCUUUGUUCUUGCAUCAAAAGAGUCGCGGUGCGAUCAUUGAUUCAGAGGCUGAAGGUGGAGCAGUAAUUUCUAUCGAAACUGAGGAAGAAAUUCGCCGACGUUUACAACGUAAACAAGAAGAGGCAGUGAAUGUCGAAAGUUCUGAAAGUAGUUGCAGCAAUAUUAACCUUGAGCUGGGUGGAGGUUGUGGUAGUAGCAGUGGUUCGGCAACACCAGAAACUGUAUCAUUGGCAGAGCAACAACAGAAGGAAGCCAAUGGAUCUAAUAUAAAAACGAAUUUCGCACCUAUUGUGCAGCAAACUCAAAGGGAUGAUCCUACUAAUAAUAAUUAUCAUCAUGGAAGGAGGCAUUUUAGAGGCGGCAGACGGCAUCAUAAUCACCACCACCAUCAUCAAUCUCAAAGGGAUCGUGAACGCUUUGAGCACAAUCACAUUCCAUCAACGUCAUCGUCAUCAUCAGCAGCUGCUGGUAAUUCAUCUAGUCAUUCCGGUGCUUCGCAAGUGGCACAACCACAUAAGCAGGGAAAGGGGCACGCAGCCGGUCACGGUCAUUCCAGGUGACGAUGGCCUCUCUACAAACAUAUAGAGCACAACGGUGAGGCGUUCAUCAAGAUGUUGCUCCUGCUGCUACCUUCUUCAGUCCUAUUGCCAUUACAACUUUGCUAAUAUAGUACAUAGAACAAAAAUUUAUUAUUUUUGUUGUUGAAAUGACAAUACUUUUGUUAUUCUAUUUUUAGUUAGAUUUUACAGCGAUAACUUAUUUAUUUUAAUCAUAGUUUUGAUUAGUAAUUAUUUUAGGACAACAUUGCACG
This is a messenger RNA of Musca vetustissima, 1487 nucleotides long. Its product is annotated as E3 ubiquitin-protein ligase RNF25. Bases 1 to 1236 code for a protein of 411 amino acids. Gene Ontology annotation, molecular function: ubiquitin protein ligase activity; protein binding. The transcript has 4 exons. Gene Ontology annotation, biological process: protein ubiquitination. The record is from RefSeq and is a predicted model, not a curated record. Lineage: Eukaryota; Metazoa; Arthropoda; Insecta; Diptera; Muscidae. Gene Ontology annotation, cellular component: nucleus.